Molecule: messenger RNA, 9614 nt
Organism: Limulus polyphemus (Atlantic horseshoe crab)
Lineage: Eukaryota; Metazoa; Arthropoda; Merostomata; Xiphosura; Limulidae
Product: protein TANC2-like
Exons: 24
Coding region: 12-4253 (1413 amino acids)
Molecular function (GO): protein binding
Source: RefSeq, a predicted model, not a curated record
CAGUUAAGAGAAUGAUUAUGACUGUAGAUCCUAGCAUUCCCAGGUGUCCGUCGUGUCAUAUGUUUUUUGACAAAGGAAGGAAACGACGUCUCAUUGACACUUGUGGCCAUGAACGUUGCUACUCUUGUAUCUUCAACUCUGACCGAUGUCCAACAUGUAGUCUGGAAGGAUAUUUGGGCUCAAACAUUGAAUCACACCCUUACGAAGAAAUGGUUAGCCAACCACCAGCGUCUGCUCGACCAAGACUAAAGACUAAUGGUCACUUUACAACUUUUAUGCAAACCAGAGGAGACACAGGAAAAUCGAACUUGGCUGGUAAAGAUAAAACUAUACCUGAAAGUGUCCAUCCAUGUCACGGUAUUUCCAUGACCUAUGUACGUAACUUCGAGGGCCCUCGUAUUCCAUGGCACAAGCAACAUAAUGGACAGACGUUUAAUGUUAAUGCUGAUGUUCAUAGACCAUUAUCAGGUGACGAAAAUCCUGCAUAUGCAGUGAAAGAAAGUGAGAACACGGCCAAGAAAGACUUGUUCAUACGUUUUGGCUUGCUUCCUGGUGACAGUCCUCAUGCUAGCCGAAAGGUUCCACCUCCAGAAUCAACUAACCACAGUAGCCACGAAUCAUAUGCAAGCGUUUCGUCACUGGCCAGUAGUGAAGCCAACAUCGCGUGUUCCACUGACACCAGUCCAGCUUCAACGCUUACAGGAUCUUCUGAGGCGGAAGGUCUAAAUAGCCUAACUGGUUACAGAACACGUGGUCGUGAUCCAAGUUAUGAUAGUUUCGGGUCUCUCAUGAGCACAAGCAAUAGCACUUCUCCUAUUACACUGGGUCCGAACUCUAGCCAACAGUUUUGUAAAAAAGCAAGAGACUGUGGUAUUUUUGCAAGAAAGAAUUCACCAGUGCGACGAUUUGACACCAUUAACAACAGUUUAACUGGCGAGGACACCCAAGGCCUCAACCAUGGCUACAAAGGCACUAUAAUCAACUUACAACCUCUCUUCUUUGAAGUGCCACAAAGUGAUCCUGACCCUAUAUUUAUUGGAAGACAUUGGUUACUAAAAGAAAUUGAACAAAUGCUAAAUUUGGAAAGUGGUGGAAUUGUAAUAUCUGGUGGACCUGGGAGUGGGAAAACAGCUAUAGCGUUACAGCUUGUUGAUCACAGUAUAUUCGGUCCUAAGAAAGAUGAACAUAUAUAUCAUGAUAUAAUCUUCAGUGACAGUAAUGACUACAUGUCAGUCAGCAGUGGAGGGGGUUCCUACCUCUACCAGUCUCGACUCAACCUAACUCAGGAGAUUGCUCACGUUCUCGGGGGGCAUGUGGUGGCGUACCACUUCUGCCAAGUUGACAACAAUGUCACUUGCUUAGUUCCCGAUUUCGUACAUAGCAUAGCUGCUCAACUAUGCCAAGCGCCUCAACUAGUAGCCUAUCGAGAACUUUUAAUUCAAGAACCGAGGUACCAGCAAAUGUUAAGCGUGGCCUCCUGUGUUACCAAUGCUACCUCAGCCUUUGUACAUGGCAUACUAGAGCCGUUGAAUACUUUGAGGAAAUUUGGAAAGAUUCCUAACACGACCUGUCUUCUAGUAAUUGAUGGGCUAAAUGAAGCCGAGUUCCAUAAACCAGACUUUGGUGACACGAUUGCGUCUUUCCUGGCUAAACAUAUAAACUAUUUUCCGUCAUGGUUGAAGGUAAUUGUCACUGUACGCACAGCUUUCCAGGAAGUUACGAAACUUCUGCCUUUUCAACGUAUCUCAUUAGACAAGCUCGGAGGCAACGAUAAUCUCAAACGUGAUGUAUACGACUAUGUUUUGUAUAGGUUAGGAUCCAGCUCUUCUAUCCGAGAAAACAUUACUAUAAAUAAAGGACAAGGAGAGGCUGCAUCUCAUACACGGUUUGCGAAUCACCUGAUGUCUCUUAGCAAGGGUUGUAUGUUGUAUCUCAAACUGACAUUAGAUCUUAUUGAGAACGGCCAUCUGGUGGUCAAAAGCAGUAGCUAUAAUGUGGUGCCAGUCAGUUUGAGUGAAGUGUACCUAUUGUCAUUUAAUCUGAAAUUUACAACUAUCAAGGCGUAUGAAAGGGUAAGACCCCUGCUACAAGUUGUUCUGGCAUCCCUUUGUCCUCUCAGCCCGUUUCAAUUAUUCAAUAUUGUGAAUGCUGGAUUUAUUGACCAAGCUUAUACAUGGGACGAUUUCUGUCAACGACUGGACAUACUAAUAACUAAUAACUUUCUGGUCAGACGUCAAGACCAAUGUCUGAUGUUUUCACAUCCAGCUUUAAGAGAGUGGCUGCAGAAAAGAGGGGAAAGUGAAAGCCCAAAGUUUCUAUGCGAUAUUAAAAAUGGUCAUGCUAUGAUAAGUUUUCGGCUUUGCCGGUUUGAAGCACCAGUAACCUCUGAACUCUGCCUUGAGCUAGGCCAUCAUAUGCUCAUGGCGCAUGUCUAUAAGUCAAUUGAUAAGGAAUAUCUAGAACAAGUGAUAGCUCCACGUGAUCUUCAGGCCUAUUGGAUACAACAAAGUACUGAAGAUGUUACAGCUGCUCUGACAUCAUUACGCAAUGUUUACAGUCCAAAUGUCAAGGUUAGUCGAUUAUUGCUCUUGGCUGGAGCAAGUCCACAUGGCAAAACGGACCAAAUGGGAAAUGGCCCACUUCUUGUGGUUGCCGCAUAUGAAGGGAUAGUGGAAAUGGUAGCAAUGCUACUGGAGUUUGGAGCCAAUCCUUCAGUCGUUAAUGACUUUGGACAAAGUUCACUUUGUUUAGCCAGUCAGAGGGGUCAUCUUGAAAUCAUUCGACUAUUACUUACCAGAGGUGCUAAACUGAAUCAAACUGACAAAGAUGGUAAGUGUUCACUGGUUUAUGCAGCUUCUCACGGGCAUCUAAGAGUGGUCUGUUACCUGGUUCAGUGUCAAUGGCCAGUGGACAAUGAAGGUGGCCCUGGACUAGUACAAGCAGCUCAGCAAUCUCUUGUUGCAGCAGCUUACUAUGGUCAUACAGUGGUUUGUGAAUAUCUCUUAGACUUGCCAGAAGUAAAAAUCAACAUGCCAGAUGAUGGCAUGGGUUACACAGCAUUAACAGCUGCAUGUGUAGGCGGACAUAAGGAAGUGUGCAACCUACUAUUCAGACGAGGUGCAAUUGUUUCAAUUUCCAACCGACAGGGAGAGCCACCGCUAGCAUGUGCCGUUGUUGAAGGCCACUGGGAAAUAGCCGAACUCCUAUUAAGCCACAAAGCGGACCUAGAACAAGCUGAUAGUAAUGGCAGGACUGCUCUCAUGUUGGCUGCAAGAGAAGGUCAUCUAGGCCUUCUAGAACUCUUAUUAGCUAAAGGUGCUCAACCCGAGAACAAAGAUAAAGAUAAUUUAACGGCCCUAUCAUGGGCAUGUUACAAAGGACAGUUACAGGCAACCCAGUGUCUUCUGAACUAUGGAGCUGAUAUCAACCAUGCUGACACAAAUGGACGAACCCCUUUAGAUCUGGCUGCUUCAAAUGGCAACCCAAAUAUUAUUAAGUUACUAAUGGACCAGGGUGCAGUUGUAGAACAUGUAGACUUGACUGGUAUGAGACCUUUAGACAGAGCCAUUGGUUGUCAAAACUUGGCUGCAGUUCACUGUUUUCUUCAGAGAGGAGCGAAAAUUGGUCCUCAGACGUGGGCUAUGACUGAAGGCAAGCCAAACAUGCUGUUAGUGUUGCUAAAGAAACUUCUUGAAGAUGGCACAACUCUUUAUAAGAAAGGUCGCUUGAAGGAAGCUGCCCAUCGCUAUCAGUAUGCCUUGAAAAAAUGUCCCGAUGAAAACACCAUGAAAGAUUAUAUACAGACUUUCCUGCAAAUCAAAUUCCAUUUGUAUAUGCUCCUCUCCAAGUGUAAACGAAAAAUGAAUGAGUUUGAUGCAGCCAUAGAAGCAGCAGACAAAGCUAUUAUUUUGAAACCCAAGUCAACAGAUGUUUAUUACAUAAGAGCACGUGCCAAGCAUGAGUCAGGACAACGUGAGUCAGCCCUUCAAGAUAUUACUGAGGCCCUUAGUCUUGUAUCUGUCAAUCAAGAAGCCAGGAAAAUUUUACUCAAAUUAAAAGAGGAAAUCAAUAGUGGCCACAAGAGAACGAUACAGUCAAUCUCUCAAGAAAGUGAGAUGAUGAAUAAUACAACUGGAGAAGUAUCAGAGGAUGCUGAAGGCAACCUGGGUAGGAUGAAACCUUCCAGUUUUUCUACGGACACUGUUGACCAACUCUACGGUUUAAUAACGGAAUCAAGAAGUGAUCCUCAAUAGGAACUCAAAGCUUUGGUAGAUCAGAAGUGACAAGAUGUUAAAAAUUAAGGACUCGUUUUUAUCACCACAAGUAAUGAUGAGCCUAAAGUCAAACAGUGUACCUUUAAACGUAUCAUUUUAUCUAUAUAUAUAUGUGUGUGUGUGUGUAUAAAGCUCGUUGUCAACUUGUAUAAUUGCAAAAUCUGAGGUAUAAGCGAUUCGUCUUCUUCUUUGUCAAAUUGAAUGACUAGUCUAAUGUAAUACCGCAAAAAAAACAACAACAAAAAAAGUUUUAAUUGCUGGACUUGUUACAUAAGGUAACAAUGUUUGACGCCGGGAGAUAACGUGUAAGGCUGUAAGAUGUAUCUUACAAUAGUCGAACGAACCAUGUGGUACAUUGCCAUCGCACUGUGGCAAAGUGUGAUAUAUAUAAAGCUACUGUGUAAAGUUGUGUGUCUUGUAUUGGUGAAAUUGACCACAUACUGCAGUGUCAUCACACAGUGACAAUGUCUGAUAUCUGAUGGAUAUUGCGUAGUAUUUUAAGAUGUGUCUUGUGUUGGUGAAAGUGACCACGAAAUACAGUGUCAUCACAGAGUGACAAUGUCUGAUAUCUGAUUGAUACUAUGUAGUGUUAGAAGAUGUGUUGGUGAAAAUGACCACGUAAUACAAUACCAUCAUAGGCGUAGCAGUAUCUAAUAUCUGAAAAUACUGUGUAGUGCUGUAAGAUUUGUCGUACAACAGUAAAACGAACCACGUGGCACGAUACAGUUUACAAUCAUGGAGGAUAAAAUUUGUUAUUCAGACGAUAUCGUGCUGAGAACACCGUCAUUUAGCAAGUGCUGUAUGCGAUGACUUAUAAUUACCGCUACAAAAAAACAUGUUGUUUUUAAUGCUGCAGUGGAAAGAAUAAUAAAAUAUACAACACAAUGAUCAAGUAGCGUAAAGUGCUGUGUUGGCUCUAAGCUAAAUCACUGUUCUGUGUUAAUAAGUGGCUUUUUCUAAUAUUUCGAAAGUUCAAUAGGUAAUAACUAUUAGUAUCAGAAGAGUUUACUGCCACUGUUUAAAAAAAGCGAGAGAACGUCAAGAAAGAAUUGCUCAUUUUAACAGAAUAUUAACACCAGGACUAUUGUGACGACUACAUAUUUAACAGGUCGUCAAGACUAGGGAUCUGGAAUGGUCCUACUCUAUUCAUUUUGUCUUUAAACAUAUGUUGUGAUGAGCUGAAUUUAAACAUAAAUAUUGUAGAUGAAAAUAUCUUUGUAGAGUCUUUAAGACGAUUAUAUGUAUAGUCUUUUAGUGCUAGUUCAACUACAGAAUUAAUCUAUUCGAUAGCUUUUAAAUAGCAGUCUAGAGAUGUCAGAAGUGACGCAGACAAUUCACUUAAUGUUUUCUCUGAUUUCAAAACUAAAUUCUGAGCUUUUUAUGGGUAUUAGGACUAACGAUAUGAGUAAAAUAAUGAACACAAAAAGGUAGUCUCACUUCUAAAAAAGUUUCAAAAGAUAAUUUCAUUAGUUUGUGAGAUGGUAAUGGGGACAACACGUGACUUUAGUAUGCAGCAGAAUAAACAACGUGGAUAUAAGGCGAUUGUGGAUUAAAACCUAGAUGUGGGUUUUUUUUUAUAAAGAAGUUUUCCAUAUUAUGAAAACUGAGAAACCAGAACACUAGACAUUUAAGCAUCUGAAGUGAAAACAAUACGUUAUCAUAUAGGUUUAAUUUCUUAAUGUUUUGGCUCUCAGAUUCCAGGCCUGGAGCUUAAGAAAUAAUUAAUACUUAGGUAUUUUCUGCGUAUAGUAUUUGUAACUAUGUGAGUUUUGAUGUUUAUUGCAAAAGAGCAAAACGUAUGGACAGUAUAUCUUUCUACUAGGAAGUUACUGUAGGUCAAAUUUAUUGCCUGAGUUAGUAAUUUAUUCAAGUAAUUAAAAAUAGUCAAACAAUUAUACUUAAUAAAAUCUAAACUGACAAUGAAAAAAAAUGAAGUUUAAAGUUACGGAUGAAUUAUUUUAAUAUUUAGUAAAUAUUCUUUGUUGUGAAAUUAUGUAAGUUUCUUUUCUGUUCUACAUUUUAAAAGGUUAGCAGUAGCAUAUGAAACACCUGAAGGCCUACUGCAAUCUGGUUAUUCUUCACAAGAAAAUUGUUCGGUUUUCCAAGAGAAAACAAUCUAUUGACAUUGACUCUUAAACAUUCGGAAAUUUUACAGGAAUUUCAGUUACCCAUAAUUAACCAACUUCAUCUGCCUUUAUCUUUUUUAUUAUUAAAACUUUGAAGUCUAUCGAUAUAUUAUACUAAGACUAAACAACAUAGGAAUAUGUUGAUCUAUUUAAUGAGUUGACUCACUCAAUACGGCAGAAAUGUAGAUAUAUAAGCUUAAUACUGCACUCAAACGCCAAAUUGAUGAAAACCUGUCUUGUUUUAAUUUGUUUAAGCAUUGUAACUUUUUAUAGAUUAGUUUCUUAAAAGUCGCGAAAAACUACUAAGUAGUAACUGCAAAAAAAUACAUAUUGUAUUACAAGGAGGAAGAGGAGUAUUUACAUAAUAUCUUUGAUACGUGAAAUGUAAAGCAUACACCAGUGAGCUUGAAGUUAAAGGGAUUAGUCAAGUAAUUUGUCAUAAAACUACCAUGCAUUCGUCUUUUUCUGUGCAUAUUGUAGCGAGAUCUCACCUCAUUUGAAUAUAUAAUAAAUAUUUGCCGAAUUACAUAAAACAAUGUAACUGAGAUAUGAUUUUUUUGAAGAAACUAAAGGUACCAAUCUAAUACCGAAUGACAAACCGAAUAUUAAAAUGUUCAAUUGUGUUUGUUUUCUUAAUUGGCUGAAGUAUAUAUUUCCUAAGUAAAUAAAAGCUUAUAAAGGUUUUUUAAGCAGAUUUUUAUUCUAUAAUGAAUACAACUAUUUUAUGUCUUUGUAAAGAAUACUUAAUAUUUACCAUCUCUUACUUUUCAUAAGGUGAAGUCAAAGAGACAGUUGCAAUCUUCAUUGCUAAUUGUUUGACAAAAUGACAGAAGACUAUUUUAAAUAAAACGAGACAUUUCAGAUAUUUCUUUGAACCCAGCGAAGUCAAAGAAAGCGUGGUGAGUGAGGGGAGGGGGGGUGAGUGACACUUAUAGUGGUGGGAAAAAAUAUAGCAUCGUUCAGUUCUUUCACAUAUUUCAUGUUUUAAUUUGGUUGUAACCCCCCUCACCUUGAUAACUGCUUGACAUCACUGUGACAUAGAGUGCACAAGGGAUAGAAUGUAAGCAGGGGUAAGUUCAUGAUUCCACACUCGAAUUAGAGCUUCCUGCAAUUCCAAGGUGCUUCUCGGUUUCUUCUUUUGCACUUUGUUGUCCAUUACCUUCCAGCAGUUUCCGAUAGGGUUGAGAUCUGGGCUGUUGCCUGACCAGGGUAGUGUCUUGAUCUUCUCCCUUCAAAGACAGUCCUUCUUCUGCAGCAAUGAAAUAAAAUCUAAGGUGUCUAUUUCCAUACACGUAAAAUGAAACUUCCUUUUUAUUUCAUGACUACUGCAUAGUGUACGAACAUUACUAACCAUUUUAGCCCUGUGGCAUGCAGCAGAGUCAUUCUGGAAUGUACACUGGUCAACUCCACUGAAAUGAUCCAGAAUUGCUUGUUUUAACCGGAACUCGAGGAUUUUGAUGUACUCGUCGUCAUUGACAGUGUCUUUCACAAAAUCCAGGCGCCACCCAUGUGGUCUGAGAUGCAUCCCCAUAUCACCUGACCCUACGGAUGCUUCAAAUACACUGGAUUCGACGUCGUACAAAGUGCUUCCCAUCAGACCCGUACAAGUUGAACUUUGAUUCGCCUGAAAAUAUCACUUUGCUCCACAUUGCUUCAGUCAAGUCAGCAUAUUCUUUGGCCUAGUUGAGCCUCAUUUUCCUCAUCUUGUUUAUGGAGAGUGGUUUAUUUCUUGGCCGUCCUGCUGGGAAACCGGCUGAACAAGGGGCGAGACUAGACAGUGCGCGCAAUGACAGUAACUCCUGAUGUUUCUUGUCAUGCUCUUUUGGGAUCUUUGAACGAUAGUCGACAAUUCUGCAAGCACUUGCAUUUUAGAACACAAUCGUUAGCUACUGCGGAAGCUUUCUUCCUACCCUUCCUUUCCGCCGCUUCACCCAAUCAGUCUUUCUAUAUCUCUGCACCCAUCAGCUCACGGUAGACUGGUUAAAUUUAGUUUUUCUAGCAAUCUACUUUGUCGAAAGUCCCUCUCUGCUCAAACAAACAAUGAUAUUUUUCUUCCCGUUGAGUUAACUCGCAACACUUGGCCAUGGCAGCAUCACAUGCACGUUGUAGCAGAUAAGCUUCUAAACUGACUCUCAAUAAAAAUCUGUAUAUGUUUAGCCAAAAAAUGGUUAAUGCAAUACUCAGGCAGCCUAUAAUGGCUACUGAUGUAAUAAUUAGACAGUAUUGCAUCAUCUAUGAAACACUUUUGAACCUACAAGCAUCAGGACUUCAAACCAAACGAUGAGUCUGAAUACAAUUGGAAAAAAAUGGUUGAUACAAUAAAUAUAUAUAUUUAUUUAUGACAAUUUAAUUUAAAUAAUUUCACUUCGUAGUGACUCAACACGGGCAGUAAAUAUUAAACUUGAUUAUACGAUUACUUAGUCCAGGGAAAAAAUCAAAAUGUGAAACAUUUCACUUUGUGUAAUUUGUUUAGAAUUACUUUUUAUUUUGGCUGGUAAUACUGUGAACUAAUCAAGGUUAAAUGUCGCUCCUGAAGAAGUUGACAAAAUAAAACAUGUUUUUGUAGAGUUAGUAGUCACUUAAUCAAAUUACGCAUGUUCAAAGUACUAUACUCUGUUAAUAGAUUACUUGACUGUAAACUUUACAUUUUUUAAAGCUGUUAAGAGGGCUAAAUAUUCUAAUGCUUACACUUAUUAGUAAUUCGUAUGUAUAAAUAGGUCAUAUUUAACAUGUAUAUAAAAACGGAAAGUUGAGCAAAAGGUUAUCAUUUGCGCUUUAGCUCUUUACAAUCUUUUGUAAAGUAACGGUUAAAUAAAAUCGGUGUUCGUUUUUCAGCAAUUUUUGUAUCUUUUAUAAAUUAUUAUUGAUUUUCUUAAAUAUUAUAUUAGAUUUAACAGUAGGGAAAUGCUAAGAAUAGUUUGGAUAUUUAUUCAAUUGUCCCCUAGUAGAUCAGCAGUGAGUUUACGUACUUACAACGCUAGAAUUUGGGGCUCGAUUCCCCGUGGUGAACAUAACCUAUUAUGUGGCUUUGCGAUAAAAACAAAACAAAAAGAUAAAUCAAUAAAAAUGUGUACAGUGUUUACGUUCUUGAUUUUACUAUAUUUUGAAAGUUUUGACGAUAAGUUUUAUGAUGCUGUAUUAUAUAGUUUUGUUUAUAAUAUUUACGGAUGUUGCAGUUCAUUUCUGAAUUAAACAAAUAAAAUCUUCAAACCUC